Molecule: messenger RNA, 897 nt
Organism: Monoraphidium neglectum
Lineage: Eukaryota; Viridiplantae; Chlorophyta; Chlorophyceae; Sphaeropleales; Selenastraceae
Exons: 5
Coding region: 1-897 (298 amino acids)
Biological process (GO): regulation of DNA-templated transcription elongation; mRNA export from nucleus
Cellular component (GO): THO complex part of transcription export complex
Source: RefSeq, a predicted model, not a curated record
AUGGCCCACGAGACCGGCGUGUCGGGGUGGUCCCUGUUUGCCUUAGAGCGCAACCUGACGCGCCACCCGCCGCCGCCCGCCUGCUUUGGCGUCGCAUGGGCCUCUCCCCCCCAGGGCGCGCUGUCCCCCGCGCUCAUCUCUGCCCCCGAGGACGUCGCCCCCGGCGCAGUGGACUCCAACGGCCAGCCCGUUGAUGCACUGCUGUACGCGGCCACCUGGGGGCUGCAGCCGCUGCUGCACAGCCCCAAGGACGCCGCCGCGCCAGACGCGUGGGCCAAGUUUGUGGCGGACGUGCGCACAGUGCUGGGCGCCCUGGCCACACAGCCCGCACAGGUGGCAGCCGGCGCCGGCAGCGGCCGCGGCGGCAGCGGACCCGGUGGCGACACCCGCGUUGGCGGCGCCGCUUCGAUGGAGGUCGACGGCAUGGGGGACGAGGACAGCGGCAGCGGCGGCGGCGAGGGCACCGUGGGCUACCUGUCCAGCCCUCAGCUGUUCGGGCUGCAGCUGAGGGACGCAACCUUCAGGAGGGACCUGCUGGUGUUGAUCCUCCUGCAGGCGGUGCAGGUGCCGGUCAAAUCGCAGGACCCCACCCUCAGGGCAAAGCAGGUGCCAGAGGCGCAGGCGCUGGAGGGGGAGGUAUAUGCGGCGCUUGAGGCCACGCCAGAGAACGGCAAGGCCUUUGCAGCGGCCGUGCGCAGCGCGCUGCAGCGCGAGGAGGGCUGGGUGCAGUGGAAGCGCGGCGGCCCGCCCCCCAUACCGCCGCCCAAGGAGCGCGUGCAGCCCUGCCCCGACUUUGAGCUGCAGCCGCCGCAGCGUGGGCUGGGGGAGCGCGUGGCGGAGGGCGCGGCGGCAGCGGCGGCGGAGGCCACCCGCACGCGGGCGCGGCGCGAGGCGUGA